GCCCUCUCGCGCUCUAUGUGCAAUAAAAUGAAUUGUGUUAUUUAAAAAUGCAUACUAAAUACCUCAAACUUAGAUCUAAAAAUAUGCUACAAAAAACUCGUAUAGCACUCCCAACUUUUCAACGAAGAAAUUUUUUCGGAGCCGUAUUUCACACGAACGAUGGGCGAAUUUAACUACCUAUAAAACUUAAAUUAUUUCAUAUUUAACCACUUACCUGUCUGUAAUUUUUAUCCAAUUUGCAGCCAUAACUCCGAAAACUUCGCGCGGAAGAAAAUUUUAAUGUUCACUACUCGGCGCACAACGAAAAAUUGAUUUCUGCAGAUGCGAGAAAAGCCGCCUGCGAAAAUGCCGUUUGGUAUAUCAAAAUGGCUUCGUUUGCGCUGAACAGUGCCGCCAACAUCACACGGUAUUGCCAACCAUUUGUCUCACUGCAGGAAAAAUAUUCAAAUACGUCAGUAUAAUAUUAUUUUACAUUAUUUGAGUUUUAAAAUUAUAAAGAAUGACAAUUUUUAUAAUAACAAUAAAACCCAACAUGUAUACGGGCUUAAUUUUAAGAAUUAAAAUGCUCAUCAUAAUAUUAUAAUAUUCAAAGAUUGAAAUACCGGCAGCACUGGCGUCAAUGGCGCUACCAACUAUUGUUUGUUUUUAUGCCUCAGCUGUUUACUCAACUUGACUGCGAUUUUGUUAUUUUUGAAUAGCAGAUUUUUAUUAUAAAAAACUUGAGAAUGACGGCCACAUUACGUUAUCGAGGCGAAAAAAACAACCUUAUUGAGAUAGCAAAAAAUUUAGACGCAUUCAAAAAGGUGCCUGAGAAAUAUACAGAGGCAACGGAAAUCGGUGGUACAUUAUCCUUGCUCAGUCGCCUGCUCAUUAUUUACCUCAUAUACAAGGAAGUAUGCUAUUACAGGGAAGCAAAUCUCAUAUAUCAAUUUGAGCCGGACAUUGACAUGGACGAUAAGGUACAAAUGCACGUCGAUAUCACAGUGGCCAUGCCAUGUUCAUCUCUUUCGGGCGUCGAUCUCAUGGAUGAAACACAACAGGAUGUUUUUGCAUACGGUACAUUGCAACGUGAAGGUACCUGGUGGGCUUUGCCAGAAGAAGAACGACUACAAUUCGAACGUAUGCAACAUAUGAAUACCUUUUUACGAGAGGAAUAUCAUUCAGUUGCGGAUAUACUUUUUAAAGAUAUCAUUAAAAACAAUGAAGUGAAUGUGAAGCCUUUGGAAAGUGCCAAAUCACUGCCUGAAGAGCGUUACGAUGCUUGCCGGCUGCAUGGAACCUUGGGCAUUAAUAAGGUCGCUGGUGUCCUGCACUUAGUUGGCGGAGCGCAACCGUUUGUGGGUCUCUUUGAAGAUCACUGGACGAUCGAUUUUCGGCGAACAUCAGCCAAUUUCACUCAUCGCAUCAAUCGCCUGAGUUUCGGACAAUAUUCGCGCCGGAUAGUACAGCCAUUGGAGGGAGAUGAAACUGUGGUAGUAGAUGAAGAGACGACAGUUCAGUAUUUCUUAAAAAUCGUACCAACCGAAAUUCACAACACUUUCACGACCAUCAAUACGUACCAGUAUUCGGUAACGGAGAAUGUGCGUCAACUAGAUUCAAUCAAGAACUCAUAUGGCUCUCCUGGCAUUUACUUCAAGUACGAUUGGUCGGCUUUGAAGAUCAUCGUGCGCACCGAUCGCGAUAAUCUCCUGCAAUUCAUAGUUCGUUUGUGCUCAAUAAUUGCUGGUAUUAUCGUUAUUUCAGGCAUUUUAAACUCUUUGCUGGUGUCACUGCAGCGUGCAACCAUUAACACAUUAGCGCCGCAACUUUUACAGCACUCAAAGCAAAAGCGUGCAUCGUUCCAUGGGGACACAGGCUCCGAGAUUCCUAUUGCCGCAAAUGUGAGCUUACUAAGUGCGCAGCCCGCAAGCCCGAAUAAUCUCAUCAAUAUGGCGAACAGCAUGUCGAACAGUGUAAGCCUACUGAGUGCAAGCAUUGCACCCACGACCAGCGACGCUACGACCUACGUGCCCAUAGCUGUGGAUGAACCGCCGCAAGCGAAGUAGUGCAUUCGCACAUUAAUUUUUUUAAUACAGUCGAUGAUAACGCCAAUAAUGGAUUAACCAACUGCUUGAAUCUCUACUGAUCGCCGUUUGCCUGCAUUUAUAUUAAUUAUGUAUGCUGAAAGCGUGAGGUUUAUUAGCGCUUUUUAAAACAAAAGUUAAUAAUUGUAAAGAAUUAAUUAAUCUCGUUUAUUAGUAAAAUAUACUUACGAGUAUUUCAUGUGUACAUUACUGCUUUUAAUCUGAAAAUUAUUUAUUUAGUUCUUAACUAAUAAACAUUCCACAGUUUAAUCAAAAUAAUAAAAUAUAUAUUUCUUUAUAGUACCUAAA
Messenger RNA from Rhagoletis pomonella (apple maggot), 2372 nucleotides. RefSeq names its product endoplasmic reticulum-Golgi intermediate compartment protein 2. The record is from RefSeq and is a predicted model, not a curated record. The transcript is spliced from 6 exons. The coding region runs from base 726 to 2045 and encodes 439 amino acids. NCBI's taxonomy places the organism in Eukaryota, Metazoa, Arthropoda, Insecta, Diptera, Tephritidae. Gene Ontology annotation, biological process: retrograde vesicle-mediated transport, Golgi to endoplasmic reticulum; endoplasmic reticulum to Golgi vesicle-mediated transport. Gene Ontology annotation, cellular component: endoplasmic reticulum; COPII-coated ER to Golgi transport vesicle; membrane.